AUGGCAGCAGGAGCCUCCACAACCUUGGAGGGUUCAGGAAUGUCUACACUGGUGGAGGCUAUGGAGGAGAAGGAAGGAGGUUCAGGCAGGGAGGUGCUCAGAGGAGGCCUUGGAGUAGGGGAGCAAGGGGCUGGACAGGGAUUGGGACAGCCUGGAGUUCUCCGAGGCAUUGAGGAGGUCCAUGUCAACACCACCCUGCUGCGGCCAAUACAGCUCCAGGUGGACCCCGAGUUCCAGCGAGCGUGCUCAGACGAGAAGGAGCAGAUCAAAGCUCUCAACAACAAAUUUGCAUCAUUCAUUGAGAAGGUUCAAUGUCUGGAGCGCCAGAAUCAGGCACUCUUGGCCAAGUGGGAACUUCUGCAGCAGCAAAGCUCUGGCCCCCAGGAGAGCAGGAACAUCAACAACUUCUUCCAGUCCUAUGUCACCAACCUGCAGCGGCAGCUCGAGACGCUCCAGAGCCAGAAGGAGCAGCUGGAUCCUGAAGCCUACAACAUGCUCCAGCUUGUUGAGGAUUAUAAAAACAGAUUCGAGGAUGAGAUCAACAAACGCACUGCCAAGGAGGAGGAGUUUGUGGAGCUUAAAAAGGAACUGGAUAAUGCCUACAUGGGAAAAAUGGAGUUUGAUGUCCGAGUGGAUAUCCUGAGGCAGCAGCUGGAGUUCCUCCGGUGUUUAUAUGAAGCUGAGCUGUCCCAGCUGCAAACGGUUGUUGGGAACACUGACGUUGUUUUGUCCAUGGACAACCACAGGGACCUGAACAUGGAUGGAAUCAUCGAGGAGGUCAGGCAGGAAUAUGAGGGGCUGGCCCAUAGGAGCACAGCUGAAGUGGACGCCAUGUACCGGGGCAGGUACCAGGACCUGCAGAACAUGUGGGUGAAUCAACGAGAGCAGCUGAGGAACAGCCACCAGGAAAUCCAGGAGCUUGCCAGGCAGAUCCAAAGACUCCAACCAGAAAUCGAAAUCGCAAGGAAAAGGAAUUCCAGCCUCCAGGACUCCAUCAAAGAUGCUGAGCACCGUGGGAGCUCGGCUGUCAGGGAUGGCCAGGAAAAGCUCCAGGAGCUGGAAAACGCUCUCCAACAGGCCAAGGAAGACCUUUCUCAGCUUGUCCACGAUUACCAGGAGCUCCUGAACACAAAGCUGGGCCUGGACGUUGAGAUCGCCAUGUAUCGAUCACUCCUUGAGGAGGAGGAGAACAGGUGGGGGCAAAAUCCCCCCUGGGGGGAAAAGGUGGAAGCUCUGGAGGGUGGGGGUCCAGCUCUGGUGGAGGUGGGUCCAUCUCUGGAGGAGGAAAAGGCUCAGGAUAUGGAGGAGGAGGAAGCUCAGGAGGAGGAGGCUCCAUGUCCAAGGGUGGCAGCAGCUCUGGAGGGUGGGGAUCCAGCUCUGGUGGAGGUGGGUCCAUUUCUGGAGGAGGAAAAGGCUCAGGAUAUGGAGGAGGAGGAAGCUCUGGAAGUGGAGGGUCCAUCUGUGGAGGAGGAAGCUCAGGUGGAGGAGGCUCCAUGUCCAAGGGCAGCAGCAGCUCUGGUGGAGGAGGCUCCAUCUGUGGAGGAGGAGGGAGCUCAGGUGGAGGAGGCUCCAUGUCCAAGGGCAGCAGCAGCUCUGGUGGAGGAGGCUCCAUGUCCAAGGGUGGCAGCAGCUCUGGUGGAGGAGGAUCCAUCUGUGGAGGAGGAGGAAGCUCAGGUGGAGGAGGCUCCAUGUCCAAGGGCAGCAGCAGCUCUGGAAGUGGAGGGUCCAUCUGUGGAGGAGGAAGCUCAGGUGGAGGAGGCUCCAUGUCCAAGGGUGGCAGCAGCUCUGGAGGGUGGGGGUCUAGCUCUGGUGGAGGUGGGUCAAGUUGUGGAGGAGGGAAGGGUUCAGGAUAUGGAGGAGGCGGAAGCUCUGGCAGUGGAGGCUCCAUGUCAAAAGGCAGCAGCAGCUCUGGUGGUGGUGGAGGAUCCAUGUCUGGAGGAGGGAAAGGUUCAGGUUCUGGUGGGGGAUCCAGUUCAGGUAGUGGAGGCUCCAUGUCCAAGGGUGGCAGCAGCUCUGGAGGGUGGGGUUCCAGCUCUGGUGGAGGUGGGUCAAAUUGUGGAGGAGGAAAAGGAUCAGGAUAUGGAGGAGGAGGAAGCUCAGGUGGAGGAGGCUCCAUGUCCAAGGGAAGCAGCAGCUCUGGUGGAGGAGGCUCCAUCUGUGGAGGAGGAGGAAGCUCAGGUGGAGGAGGCUCCAUGUCCAAGGGCAGCAGCAGCUCUGGAAGUGGAGGGUCCAUCUGUGGAGGAGGAAGCUCAGGUGGAGGAGGCUCCAUGUCCAAGGGCAGCAGCAGCUCUGGUGGAGGAGGUUCCAUCUGUGGAGGAGGAAGCUCAGGUGGAGGAGGCUCCAUGUCCAAGGGUGGCAGCAGCUCUGGAGGGUGGGGGUCUAGCUCUGGUGGAGGUGGGUCAAGUUGUGGAGGAGGGAAGGGUUCAGGAUAUGGGGGAGGCGGAAGUUCUGGCAGUGGAGGCUCCAUGUCAAAAGGCAGCAGCAGCUCUGGUGGUGGUGGUGGAGGAUCCAUGUCUGGAGGAGGGAAAGGUUCAAGUUCUGGUGGGGGAUCCAGUUCAGGUAGUGGAGGCUCCAUGUCCAAGGGUGGCAGCAGCUCUGGAGGGUGGGGGUCCAGCUCUGGUGGAGGUGGGUCAAGUUCUGGAGGAGGGAAGGGUUCAGGAUAUGGGGGAGGUAGUUCAAGCAGUGGAGGCUCCAUGUCUGGAGGUGGCCAGAGCUCUGGAGGAUGGGGCUCCAGCUCUGGGAGAUGCAGCCCCCAAAGUGGGGGCAUGA
This is a messenger RNA of Catharus ustulatus (Swainson's thrush), 2769 nucleotides long. Its product is annotated as neurofilament medium polypeptide-like. Gene Ontology annotation, molecular function: structural constituent of skin epidermis. Gene Ontology annotation, cellular component: keratin filament. The transcript is spliced from 9 exons. Gene Ontology annotation, biological process: intermediate filament organization; keratinization. The record is from RefSeq and is a predicted model, not a curated record. Lineage: Eukaryota; Metazoa; Chordata; Aves; Passeriformes; Turdidae. The coding region runs from base 1 to 2769 and encodes 922 amino acids.